AUCAUGAGAAUCACAGGAGGAUCUGCUGGCUUCCUUGAUGCCACAGUUCUGGUUCUCAUCUGGCUGACAAAGCAGACAGUGGGCUCGGUUUGGCUCUCUGCUCCAGAGGUGGUGACUGUGGCAAACGGAGGAUCCAUGACGGUCGCUUGUCGGUAUGAUCCUUGGUACAAAGGCUACACAAAGUACUGGUGCAGAGGAGCGGUGUAUAUCCUGUGCAACAUAGAGGCGACAACCACCUGGGAUGGAGGCAGAAGCUUCAUCGCUGAUAAUAAGGAGGCAGGAGUCUUCACUGUUACCCUGACUUCGGUCCGCUACAGGGAUGAGGAUGUGUACUGGUGUGUCAUCAAACAAUUUGGAGGAGAUAUCAAAACUCCAGUCCAGCUCCAAGUCUCCGACACAGUCACAGAGGUGAGACCCACAGAUGACACGACGGCACUGAAUCAGGAUGAAAUAGGUUGGUGGGCGACUCUACGCUGGAUCCUCUUUAUUUUAAUGUUGGGCUGUUUGAUAUCAACUCACAUUGCUGUGUGGCGGAUAAAAACUGCGAAGAAAAAGAAGAACAUGUCGGCAACAACAACUUCACCAUCACAAGUCACUUCAGUGAACAAUUAUGAAUGAAAGUCAGGCAGCACCAUAUUUCUAAUCAUGCGUGAAUUAUAACCGUGUAAGGCCACAGAACCAUUCCUCCAGCAGACACUCUAUCAGGGUGUGAAUUAAACUGAUAAAAUAAACCAAGUGAAAAGUUGGCUUCCAGCUUCUCUUUUCUUGUAUUUAAAUGAUUAGAAUCUCAUUAAUUUUAGUGCCGUGCAAAAGAUAACUCUGGAUUCAACUUUUGAAUAUAGCACGUCUGGAAAACUGAAGCCCCUGACUAUCAUUUAAUGCACAUGCAGAUAUUAUAUGGAUGGUCAUAAAGGCCUGUUCUUCUAAAAUUAAGCCACCAGGUCUGAGGGUUUGUUACUGAAUCUGUGAGUGUUGUACUUGUGCUGCAAACAGGGACGCAGAAUACAAAUCCCUCAUGGCCCAACUCAUGUGAAGUGCUGCUUUUAGAACAAUAAAACAACACCAAUUAAUGGUUGAUUUUUAAAACACACAGUGAUUUUUACGUACAAUUAAAAGCUUAUUAUGUUCAAAAUCCCGAAAAAAAUGUUGCAUAUUACUCUUAAAGAAAGGUAGUGAUGACUUUAAUUAUUUAAACCACACUAUGAGCUGUUGGGGCUGUAAAAUGUCAUAAUUAAGGGCCAACUGUUCAACUUGUAUUCUCCAAUUGCACAGGAAGAAAAUGGUUAACACAACUUUCCCCAAACCUCUGAUUUGCUUCCAGCACUAAACCAUGUAUUUAAGGAAAUAAAGACAU
Messenger RNA from Platichthys flesus (European flounder), 1354 nucleotides. RefSeq names its product CMRF35-like molecule 1. The record is from RefSeq and is a predicted model, not a curated record. Lineage: Eukaryota; Metazoa; Chordata; Actinopteri; Pleuronectiformes; Pleuronectidae. The transcript has 4 exons. Bases 4 to 618 code for a protein of 204 amino acids.